This is a messenger RNA of Scylla paramamosain (green mud crab), 2093 nucleotides long. It is a transcript of the gene Setd3, whose product is annotated as actin-histidine N-methyltransferase-like. Bases 283 to 1749 code for a protein of 488 amino acids. Gene Ontology annotation, biological process: actin modification; peptidyl-lysine trimethylation; peptidyl-lysine monomethylation. Gene Ontology annotation, molecular function: protein-lysine N-methyltransferase activity; protein-L-histidine N-tele-methyltransferase activity; protein binding. NCBI's taxonomy places the organism in Eukaryota, Metazoa, Arthropoda, Malacostraca, Decapoda, Portunidae. The record is from RefSeq and is a predicted model, not a curated record. The transcript has 12 exons.
AACGAGGACUUCGAACCGCCAUCAGGUCGGUCCUUCUUCCCUAUGGUUUUUUGAUGUAUAUACGUGUUACUGGUGUCAGAAGGCAGGUUCAGGGCCUAGGUGAGGUAAGAGAGUGGCGGAGGGUAUUCACACAAGUCAGACUCAAAGAGUUCUGCCAGCGCUUUUCCAACGGUACAAGACCGCACCGAUCAGCUGGGUCUUUCAUCACACCAACGCGUGUCCGACGUCCGCUGUUUUGUUGCUUAUAAGACGAAUCCACUUCUUCAUUAGUUUGGAAGUACCAUGGGGAAGAAGAGCAAUGCAAAGAAGGUUUCAAACCGCAGCGCUGGUCCAGCAAAGCUGCUGCCUCAGACCCGAGGGGAGCUGACUGUCAUUGUUGAUAAUGUAUUUAAACGCUGUACCAAAGUUCCACCAGCCACUACUCCCAGCCCAGCACAAGAGUGGGCUGAACACCUUGAGAUCUACAAGCUCAUUGAGAAGAUCAGAGAAAUAGAGAAAGAUAUCCAGCUUCCCCAGUACCCUCGCCUAGAACAAGUAACCCCUUUCAUGAUGUGGCUGAAAGAAAAAAAUGUUACUGUGUCUGGCGUGGAAGUGGUAGAUUAUGGACCACUAGGUCUGGGACUACGAGCUUGCCGAGACCUGAAGCAGGGGGAGGAGGUCAUUGUGGUGCCCAAGGAGGCCAUGAUAACAGAAGAGACAGCCAGGAAAUCAUAUUUGGGUCCUCUGAUUGAACGUGACCCCAUCCUGCAGCAUAUGGGCAACGUGUGCCUGGCACUACAUGUCUUAGGGGAGUAUGUCAGUCCCAAUUCACCAUGGCUGCCCUAUCUCCAUCUCCUGCCUUCCUCUUACACCACCACCUUGUAUUUCACCCCAGACCACUACCAGGCACUCAAAGGUUCACCAGUCCUAGAUGAGGCAGUGAAGCAGUUCCGUAACAUAGCACGGCAAUACUCCUAUUUCUAUCGCAUCUUGCAGUCAUCUCCUGAUGCCAAGAGCUGGCCCAUCAGGGACUACUUCACCUUUGAUGCCUACAGGUGGGCUGUAUCAACUGUGAUGACCCGCCAGAAUCGAAUCCCCAUGGAGGGUGGAAGUGGUCAGCUGGCCCUCAUUCCUGCCUGGGACAUGGCCAACCAUGAGCAAGGAAUUUACUCCACUGCUUUUGAUGAAGGAGGCAGAGGGUGUCUGUGCCUUGCCCAGCGUGGGUUCAGUGCAGGGGAGCAGUUCACUAUCCACUACAGUCAACGCCCAAACAACGAGUUCUUCCUCCACAGUGGCUUCACAGACCCAGACAACAAGAAUGAUAGCCUGCCCAUCAAGUUGGGAGUAAGUAAAAAUGACCCACUAAACCAGGAGAAGGUGGCACUGCUGGCCUCCUUGGGUUUGCCUGCCUCAGGCUCCUUCAUGCUAGUGCCUGGCCUUCACCCUAUUUCCCCUGGCCUUCUUGCCUUCACCAGGAUCUUUUGUAUGGACAAAGAUUCCCUGGAUAAGUGGAAGGAAGAUGGAGAGAAGGCACGUGGAUUGAUGCAUGAGGACUGUGAUGUGGGCACCACUGUGGAGGACAAAACUUGGGCUUUUUUGCACACACGUGUGUCCCUCUUGACCCGGGCUUAUCCUACUACAAUGCAGGAGGAUGAAACAUUGAUGGAAGGAGCCUCAGGCCUGGAUGCCUUGCUACGGUCUCAGCUGCUGUGUGAGAAAAGAAUCCUGAAGGACGCUGCAACUUACCUUACUUCUCGCACCACCAAGUGAGUGCUGGCAGUGGCUCAGUGGCUGUGCUGAUAAAGGCUUGCCCAAGAAAUCCUUGAUUUGCUCUGUUUGUCUUGUUUAUGCCUGUGAGUGAUCUGAAAUAUCUGAAAGAAUUUUUCCCAGUUUUUGGAAAAUCAGUUUUACUCCAUAGGAAUAUUUUCUGGUCAUUAUUUAUAGAAUGUGCACAAAAUAAGAAAAUACAAACAUUGGUUGUAUGCUGUACCCGCAAAGCAUUAGUAAGUUUCCUCAAAAUGAACUUUACCAAGAGAUCAUUACUAAGUGUCCUCAGAGACAAAUGACUCACCAGAUGCAAACAAUGACUGAUGAAUAAACCAUUACACAACAAC